ACAAUUUUAAAUGUGACCACCUUCUCGUUAUUAGUAGUCGAAAAAUCUUUCUGACAUCAUUUCUACUACCCGAGAUUUAAGGCUCCAUACUCCAUUACUCCUAAUUGGGUGUGUGCCUGGAAAACAAAAUACUCUUGAAGACAAAAACAGGCCACAUCUCAACCGCGACGGUUGGACUUAUUGCCUUAUUGGGCUUUUUGUUGCUUUGGGUCCGGUGAGGUAGAUCACCUCGUGGGCCCAACAUUUAGCAAUCAACCCGGCCAUCCAGGCGGGCUUAAGGAAUUAAUUAUUUUUAUUCUCAAGAAUUGGGCCGAAGUCACGUUUUAUUGUUAUCGCUGCCGACGCGACACUCAAGCUCUUGCUUCGUCUUGGGAAACAAGGAGAGAAGAGGAAAAUGGAGUCAUCCGCUCAGGAGGAGAAUGAGAGAUGAGGAAAAUGGAGGGAAUGGCUAAAAGCCAAAAAGGUCGUAGCUUUCUUCUCCGAGCAGAAACAAAAGUUCCUUCCAUUUCCUUUUCAUCUAUCUUUGUGAGCAACCCCCCUUCCCCUUUGAAUUUUCUUUCCUUCUUCUCUCUCUCUCGUUAAUAAAAGCUCUGCGUGUAGUUCUUCUUUCGCUUUUUCAACGAGACUCUGCAAUCUCCAUGCUUGUCAAGCUGAUACAGGCCCUCCCGUUGGUUUCCGGUAUUCGUUUCUCUCUUCUAUCCCGUUGCCGUGAAUGGGUUUUGCUAAUUCAUACCCUCUUCUUUUAUUAGGGGAAAAUUUUUCCCAUCUGGUUUCAUUUCGGGGUUUCUGGGUUUGCACUUUUUAGAACGUCGAUUCUUAGGUUUCUACCUGGAUUAUCGUGGUUGUGUGAUGUCGCAAUGUGGGUAUGAUGUCAAAUGUGAAUCACUUCCUUGGGUUGAUCUCUUUUUGUUUGGGUUAUGCAGAUUGCAGAGAGGACGUUCUGCGUUUGCUUUCUGGGUUUUGGCUUCUAUAAUGGUUUAAAAUGUGGAAAUCUGUCCGUUUAUAGAUCAAAGGUUCCUCGAUUGCUGAAGCCUUUCUUGUUUGCUCUUUUCAAUGCCUUGAUAUCUAUGUCCUCAAUUUCUUUCUCCGUCUUUUCGAUGUUCUUUUUCAGAUAGUAGUUCAUAUUCAGGAAUUGCGUUUUUUGAAUGGUAUUCCUAUGGGCUCAUAAUGCUACGAACUUAGGAUCAUUACUUUGUCAAGUGGGCUGGGGAUGUCUCUCUCCUCAUGUUUGAUUGCUGUUAUCAGAUGAACUUCUACCCAAAAAAAAAAUUCAUAUUGUUGGCAUUUUACCUUUUUUUGAAGUCUAGUACAGCAGUAGCUAGCAGUUGGAGAAGUCUGCUAAGAAGUGGGGUUCAUAAUUUACAGCCUAUUGAUGUUUGUAGUGGGUUGAAUUUUCUCCAGUUUCUCUCAAUAUAAUUUCCUGAUUCAUGGAUGGCUUUUCCCCCUUUUCCAAUUUGGAUCACAGGAAGUUGCUGCUGGUGGAAUAAGUUCUUGAAAGCUUUCUUGGUAGACGAGGAAUGGAUUUCACAAGCGGAUAGGUUGGCGCACAGAAUCUGUGCUUGAAGCUUGCUUUAGAGAGCAAAAAACCACCAGCAGCAGCUGCCAACAGCCUCUUAUAUCAAGGAUAGUUCUACAGACUUCUUGUGCCAAAUCAUGGAGUUGGAUUAUAGAUUAUCUACAAAGAAACUUGUGGACUGUAGAAUUUGUCAUGAUGAGGAUGAGGACACAAGCAUGGAAGUGCCGUGCUCUUGCAGUGGCAGUUUAAAGUAUGCCCACAGAAAAUGUGUUCAGAGGUGGUGCAAUGAAAAGGGUGACACUAACUGUGAGAUCUGCCAACAGCCAUUCAAGCCUGGUUACACAGCACCUGCUCCUUUGUUUCACUAUGGAGGAAUUCCUGUGAACUUCAGGGGAAACUGGGAGAUGUCUGGAAAUGACUUCCAUAAUCAUCAAUUCAUAGCAAUGGUGACUGAUGAUCGUGAUUUUUUGGACUCCGACUUUGAUGAUUAUACAACUACUCCUUCUCCUACAAGCCUGAUGUGUUGCCGGGUCGUUGCCAUUAUCUUCAUGGUACUCCUUGUGCUGCGCCAUACCUUGCCGAUCAUUACUACUAGAACCGAAGACUACUCUGUGACAUUGUUUACAUUAUCGCUGUUGAGAACAAUUGGGAUUCUUCUGCCAAUUUAUGUCAUGGUUAAAGUCUUUGCAGCCAUCCAGCGUCAACGUCAACUGGUUUCACAUAUGGCGUUCAUGCCAUCUUCGGAUGAAGAAAGUGAGCUCCCCCAAGUAGAAGCUCAGUCUCGACUAGAACCUCAGUCGCGGCUCAUUCGUGUGCAAUGACUGGUGAACGGACUCCACCAAACAAAAAUGGUCAAGCCAGAGCAUCAGCAAUGUCAUGUUACGUAUAGCAACUGCGUGUUGCUGCAAUCUGGGGACUGGAGGGAGCAGUACUGCAAGCAAAUCUUCAAAAUUCUUCCGUCUGUUCUUCCCAUAGUGGUGGAAAUUUCGCUACCUAUGUCAAUCGAGAGAGAGAAGGGAGAUGGAUGUACCUCCAAGAGGUUGGGGGACGUGUGGCUAUGUGAUGUAUGCUCUUGUAUG
Messenger RNA from Linum trigynum, 2595 nucleotides. The record is from the annotation of a GenBank genome assembly. Lineage: Eukaryota; Viridiplantae; Streptophyta; Magnoliopsida; Malpighiales; Linaceae.